Molecule: messenger RNA, 4373 nt
Organism: Erinaceus europaeus (western European hedgehog)
Lineage: Eukaryota; Metazoa; Chordata; Mammalia; Eulipotyphla; Erinaceidae
Gene: AGBL3
Product: AGBL carboxypeptidase 3
Exons: 19
Coding region: 1095-4094 (999 amino acids)
Biological process (GO): proteolysis
Molecular function (GO): zinc ion binding; metallocarboxypeptidase activity
Source: RefSeq, a predicted model, not a curated record
CCUUUAAUCUCGCGAGGGUAGUCUCGUUGCCUUGGUAACGAGCCAGCCACAAGGUGAUGGGUAUGACUUAGACUACUGAACCACUGCGACCAUCUUCCCAUCCAACUUUGAGUAUCUGAGGGGGGCAGACGCCUAUUCGUGGCAGCUGACGGAUAACUAGCCUGGUCCGAGCUUAAGGGCGGAAGCUGGAGGGAUAGAAGAACCCAGAAGGAUUGGAGAGCGCUGGGCUGGGGUGCGCCUUGCAAGUGUCCAGGAAGAAAAGAAAAGAAAAGAAAAGAAAAGAAAAGAAAAGAAAAGAAAGGAAAGGAAAGGAAAGGAAAGGAAAGGAAAGGAAAGGAAAGGAAAGGAAAGGAAAGGAAAGGAAAGGAAAGGAAAGGAAAGGAAAGGAAAGGAAAAGGAGAAAAGAAAGCCGGUCCCAGCAAAUGAGCUUCUUCCCACAGGGCGGCGCUGUCGAGCAGUGAGUGUAGGAGGAGGACCUGGCCAACAGGAGUUGCUGUGCUUGGUUUCCAGCAUCCUUCCUGCUAAAAAAAAAAAAAAAAAAAAAAAAAAAAAGCCACCAUCCCCCCGCCGGGGUUGGGCUCCGACACACCUGCUGUGGCUUCUGCUUCCAACGUGGAAGAAACCCAGCCAAGGGCCACUCCCGCAGAGAACCCCUGUGUGUGCACGCUUGUGACUUCCUGCACUCAGAUCUUCCUCUGCAGCGGGUCAGCUGUGCCUCGUGUGCACAUGUAAGGAACUAGAAGCAAGAUCUGAGGCUCUGGGUCCAGGUGGUGGCGCACCUGCUUAAGCGCACGUGUUGCAGUGUGCCAGGAAGGACCCUGGUUCAAGCCCCUGGUUCCCAUCUGCAGGGGGAAAGUUUCACAAGUGGUGAAGCAGCGCUGCAGAUGUCCCUCCAUCUCUUUCCUUCUCUAGUUGCCCCUUCCCCAAGUCCCACUCCCUUCUCAAUUUCUCUGUCUCUAUCCAAUAAUAAAUAAAAGAUUUUUUAAUCUUUGAAAAAAAAAAAAAAAGACUUGAGACUAUUCCACAAUUCUAACUUUGGGAGUUGGAGUGUGUUCACAAAAUAACAGAAAUUUUGGGGUCAACUCCUGAAAGAAAUGUCGGAAGAUUCUGAAAAGGAAGAUUACUCAGACAGAACAAUCAGUGAUGAAGAUGAGUCCGAUGAAGAUACCUUUAUGAAAUUUGUGAGUGCAGAUAUCCACCCGUGUACAUUUUUCACAGCUGAUUCUAUCAGUGACCCGUAUUUCCCCCGGACUACACAGAUACUGUUGGAAUAUCAGCUAGGCAGAUGGGUACCACGCCUACGUGAACCCCGAGAUUUAUAUGGUGUCUCCUCUUCUGGUCCCCUGAGCCCCACACGGUGGCCAUACCACUGUGAAGUCAUCAAUGAAAAAGUACGCCAUAUAGAUUGGAGUCCUUCUUUUUCUGAGCCAAUGUACACCCCAACAGGCCAGGAGAUGGAGCCCCUUUAUCCAAACUCCAAGGAUAAUACUGUGGUUUAUCUAGCUGAAGAUGCUUACAAAGAGCCCUGCUUUGUGUAUUCCCGAGUUGGGGGCAACCGAACACCCUUGAAACAACCCGUGGACAACUGUGAUGAUACUUUAAUGUUUGAAGCAAGAUUUGAAAGUGGUAAUCUACAGAAGGUAGUCAAAGUGGCAGAAUAUGAAUACCAGUUGACCGUGCGGCCUGAUCUCUUCACAAAUAAGCAUACCCAGUGGUACUAUUUCCAAGUCACCAAUACUCAAGCAGGAGUAGUAUACAGAUUCACUAUUAACAAUUUCACCAAGCCUGCUAGUCUUUAUAAUCGAGGUAUGCGCCCACUGUUCUAUUCUGAAAAAGAAGCCAAGUGUCAUAAUAUUGGCUGGCUGAGAAUAGGAGACCAAAUCAAGUACUACAGAAACAACCCCGGGCAAGAGGGGCGCCAUUAUUUCUCUCUCACUUGGACAUUUCAGUUUCCACACAACAAAGAUACCUGCUACUUUGCUCACUGCUAUCCAUACACUUACAGCAACCUGCAAGAAUAUCUUUCCAACAUCAAUAAUGACCCCGUACGGUCAAAGUUUUGUAACAUACGUGUCCUGUGUCACACGAUUGCUAGGAACAUGGUGUAUAUUUUAACCAUCACUACCCCCUUGAAGAACUGUGACUCAAGAAAUCGAAAGGCUGUGAUUUUGACUGCAAGGGUGCAUCCAGGAGAAACCAACAGCUCCUGGAUCAUGAAAGGCUUCCUGGACUAUAUUCUAGGAGACUCAAGUGAUGCGCAGCUGCUUCGGGACACUUUUGUCUUCAAGGUGGUACCCAUGCUGAACCCAGAUGGUGUGAUUGUGGGCAAUUAUCGAUGUUCCCUUGCUGGACGAGAUUUAAACCGCAACUAUACAUCUCUCCUGAAGGAAUCAUUCCCUUCUGUUUGGUAUACCCGGAACAUGAUCCGUAGAUUAAUGGAGAAGCGAGAAGUGAUUCUAUACUGUGACCUCCAUGGCCACAGUAGAAAAGAGAACAUCUUCAUGUACGGCUGUGAUGGCAGUGACAGGUGCAAAGCAAUGUACUUGCAGCAGCGAAUCUUUCCACUUAUGCUGAGCAAAAACUGUCCAGAUAAAUUUUCGUUCUCAGCUUGCAAGUUCAAUAUUCAGAAGAGCAAAGAGGGAACAGGAAGGGUGGUAAUGUGGAAAAUGGGAAUCAGGAACAGCUUUACCAUGGAGGCCACAUUUUGUGGAUCUACUCUGGGUAACAAACGAGGCACUCAUUUUAACACAAAAGAUUUGGAGUCAAUGGGAUAUCAUUUUUGUGAUUCUCUCUUGGACUACUGUGAUCCAGAUCGAGCCAAGUAUUAUCAGUGUCUGAAGGAAUUAGAAGAGAUGGAAAAACAUAUAAACUUGGAAAAAGUAUAUGAUGAUUCAGAUGCUUCUCUGAAAGAAAUUACAUUGGAUCUAGAGUCUAGUAGCCGAGAAUCUGAUAGUUCAGAAUCCAAUGACUCUCCAGCUUACCUUCUCAAUUUAACUUCUCAGAUAAAAAAUAAGAACAAAUAUCUGAAAACAAAGAAGGAAAGAGAUUCUACAAUAACAAGUUGUCAAAAUGUCAGAAAUGACCAAGAGAUUUGUGAUAAAGGCCUUCUGGUGCAAAAAAACAAAGAAUUAAAUUCUGAGAUGAAAGUGAAAUUACCAAUCCAAACACAAAUGCCAAGACAAUGGCUUCUAAGAAGAUAUUUACGAUGGGGAGAACAGCCACAUCUGUACAACAGUACUGGUGAGAGUCUCAAGCAAGCUGACAUCACCAAGACCUCUUUGUUCACUGUCAGCUCGCUAAGUAUGAAUCAGAGGCUUAUCAGAGAUCAAUCAAGAAAAUGUACAGAAACCCGUGAGAAACCAAGCCAGGAAAUAAUUCAUGCCAGGAAUACUAAUAUUUAUGGAAACUGUAUCAAAGUGACAGCCUUGAAGUGUCCUAUGGGCAAAAAUCCUCCGGCUAAGACUGAGAAGACAAUGAUAACAACAGAAGGUCCGCACCAUGACAUAAAAAACAAAAUGAAAGAAUGUACAUCUUUUCAAAGCAAGAAGACUGAUAUAAAUUGGACAGAUGAUGAAAAACGAAUCUACAGGGAAAACAGAAUAGCUCAAACGCAAGAAAUACUACAGUAUUUAUUCCCUAGCAUGGAAAAUCCCAAACACAUGCAAACCACUCAGAUACAACAGAUGUUAAACCCAAGGAACAAGUUCCAAAACUCACCUCAACUAAAGCCACCAACCUUCAUGAAUGUAAGAAAAGGCAGCACAUCUUGGAUAGUACACAAAGAUGCCCCUCUUAUAGACACAAAGACUCUUAUGGUAAGUUCUUCAGAAUGGCUCCAGUCAGAGUCCCGGAGGUCAUUUGAAUGUCUUUCACCUCCCAAAGCACUCAAGAAGAGGAAAAAAUAUCCCCUAAUCAGACCCUUAAAGUCUAAAGACAUGCAGCCUCUCAGCAGCAGCUGGAAGACCGAUCAUUCAAGUUUUGGAAAUGAUAUGGGCAUUAUCAAAGACAAAAGUCUGUCAGCUGAAGGCGCCAUACAGCACAGUGUUAUGCAUAUCAUCCCCUAUCUAACUAAAAAUAAGGAUGAACAACUAUAGAAGAAUGAUGGACAAUACUCCUUCCAUAUUAACCUCCAAUUGGACAAAUAAUGUAGUUUUAUGCUGCUCUGAAAAUUGGGGGGGGGUGAGAAAUAACAUAUGCUUAUGUAGUAAAACAGGAAAAAAGAAAGAAAAAGAAAAGAAAGAAAAGCUGUCCCUGGCCCUUUAUCUCAACACGCCACACACACACACACACACACACACACACACACACGCACGCACACACACACACACACACACACGUGCGCGUAUCUGCACAUUCUGAAAUACAAAUCAAAG